This is a messenger RNA of Scophthalmus maximus (turbot), 2599 nucleotides long. RefSeq names its product carboxypeptidase E (gene cpe). The record is from RefSeq and is a predicted model, not a curated record. Bases 143 to 1507 code for a protein of 454 amino acids. NCBI's taxonomy places the organism in Eukaryota, Metazoa, Chordata, Actinopteri, Pleuronectiformes, Scophthalmidae. The transcript is spliced from 9 exons. Gene Ontology annotation, molecular function: zinc ion binding; metallocarboxypeptidase activity. Gene Ontology annotation, biological process: proteolysis.
GAGAGAGAGAGAGAGGGAGAGAGAGAGCAGAGGGAGUGAUAUUUAUAGCCUCAAGCGGAGCUGCAGUACAGAGAUAAGGCUUGGUACCGAGCCGCAGGCAGACAGACAGGGCUUAGGAAACCAAGAGGACGCGUCGGAAAAAAUGAAGCAGCUCCUGUCGCUGGUGUUAUUCGGGGCCGCAGUGGCCGCCGCGGCGAGCGCAGCCGGUACCGACGGCGAGAUCUCCUUCGAGUACCACCGGUACGAGGAGCUGCGCAAGGCGCUGGUGUCCGUGUGGCUGCAGUGCCCGACCAUCACCCGCAUCUACACCAUCGGGGAGAGCUUCGAGGGCCGCGAGCUGCUGGUGCUGGAGAUGUCCGACAACCCCGGGACGCACGAGCCUGGCGAGCCAGAGUUUAAGUACAUCGCCAACAUGCACGGCAACGAGGCCGUGGGCCGGGAGCUGCUCAUCUACCUGGCCCAGUACCUGUGCAACCAGUACCAGCAAGGCAACGAGACCAUCAUCGACCUCGUCCACAACACCCGCAUCCACCUCAUGCCCUCCAUGAACCCGGAUGGCUUCGAGAAGGCCGCCUCACAGCCUGGAGAGAUCAAGGACUGGUUUGUGGGCCGCAGUAACGCGCAGGGCGUGGAUCUGAACCGUAACUUCCCCGAUCUGGACCGCAUCAUUUACAUCAACGAGAGAGAGGGCGGAGCCAACAACCACCUGCUGCAGAACAUGAAGAAGGCCGUGGAUGAAAACACCAAGCUGGCUCCAGAGACCAAGGCAGUGAUCCACUGGAUCAUGGAUAUCCCGUUUGUCCUCUCAGCUAACCUGCACGGAGGAGACGUGGUGGCCAACUACCCGUAUGAUGAGACCCGCACUGGAUCCACUCACGAGUACAGCGCCAGUCCGGAUGAUGUGACGUUCAAGUCUCUAGCCAGGUCCUACUCCAUAUACAACCCAGUGAUGUCCGACCCUCACCGAGCCCCCUGCCGCAAGAACGACGACGACUCCAGCUUCAAAGAGGGCAUCACCAAUGGAGGCGCCUGGUACAGCGUGCCAGGAGGAAUGCAGGAUUUCAACUACCUCAGCAGCAACUGCUUUGAGAUCACUCUGGAGCUCAGCUGCGACAAGUUCCCCAGCGAGGACACGCUCAAGGUCUACUGGGAGCAGAACCGCAACUCCCUGGUCAACUACAUCGAGCAGGUUCAUCGUGGGGUCAAAGGCUUCGUGCGUGACCUCCAGGGAAACCCCAUCUCCAACGCCACCAUCUCUGUGGAGGGUAUCGACCAUGACAUGACGACAGCCAAAGAUGGAGAUUAUUGGCGUCUGCUGGCUCCAGGAAACUACAAAGUGGCAGCCACUGCUCCAGGAUACCUGACUGUCAUCAAGAAGGUGGCUGUUCCCUACAGCCCUGCAACCAGGGUGGACUUUGAGCUGGAGUCGCUGAUCGAGAGGAAGGAGGAGGAGCGGGAGGAGCUGAUGGACUGGUGGAAGAUGAUGUCAGAGACACUGAACUUCUAAAGCGUCCGUCCGGUUAACGAUCGGACCGUUCACACAUCGAUAUAUUCAACAUUCUCUGUGCCCGUCCGUUCUUUAAAAAAAGAAGUAGAAUAUAUUGUCUCCUAUUUGUUUUGUUAUCUUUCAAUCAUUAUUUCAAUUGAUUACAUUGUUUAUAAAUGUAUUAACGGUUUGCCUCAUACUGCUGUAGAUUUUUAAAAUAUCCUGCAUGCACACACACACACUCACACACAAUACACACACACAAACACACACACGUACACACACACUGACAGACACAGGAGGCAUUUGCAGGAAGUUUGACGGCAGUUAGAUUGGUGUUUAUUUCUGUGGUGUUUUGUUCUUUAUCGUACACGUGAUUAAUAACCAUAGCACCCAUCUAUAUAACCAAUGAGUGACUGAGUAAUUAUGUAUGUAAAAGAGCUGUUUACAUCUUUACCACAUGGCUCGGUUCAUAAGAAAUAAUCACACCUGUUUUAAAUGUCUCUAUUUCUCAAGGCUUUAGUAAAAAACACACAAACACAGUUUGUCACUUCCCAGUAACUGUAAACACACACACAAAAAACUUUCCUGUGGGUACGACUAUGGUUUUGUGAUAAUCAGAGACAUUGAAAACACUGUAAAACCACUGUAAACAUUAUACUAUCAACAAUCUAUACAGACAAGCUCAUUUCCAUUGUUAUUGGUGUUGAGAAUUACUUUGUUUUUUUAACUGACUACAGCACAGCAUUGAUUUUAGCACAAGGUAAAUGAUUAUAAUAUAAACUGUAUUUAUGACGUAGGGAAGAAGCAAGAACUGUCUGGUUUUUGUACCCAAAAGAAAAAGAAAACAAAGAAAACGAGGCCAUAGCUCCUGUUAAUCAGUUGACCCAAAGCCAUUCCUUUGUAUGUGCACUACACCGGGAAUACUAUGGUACAUGACGGAAGUAGUUUUCGAGGAUAAUUAAUCUGAGUGGACACAACGUUUAGCCGACUGUAUGGAAACAGUUCACCUGGUUUGAGACAAUUCAGAUCAUUUAUUGAAUGUAUAGCUAUUGAAACCUACAAAAUGUAAAGAAUGAACUGAUCAAUAAAACGCCCCUCUUUAUGUUGUCA